UCCCGCAGUCCCGGGGCCGCCUCCCGGGGAGGAUGCCGGGGGCGCGGGGAGCGUGCGCGGCCACGUGACAGCCGCUAUAAGAGCGCUCCGGACGGACGCUCGGCUCCCGCCGCGCCUCCUCCCCGGCCGCGCUUACUCCCCGCGCCCGGCUUCUCCGAGCCACCAACCUGCGGCUGCGGCUGCGGCGGCCGCCCGCGCCCCCGGCAGCACCAUGACAGAUCAGGCCUUUGUGACACUGACCACAAACGAUGCCUACGCCAAAGGAGCCCUGGUCCUGGGCUCGUCUCUGAAACAGCACAGGACCACCAGGAGGCUGGCCGUGCUCGUCACCCCACAGGUCUCGGACUCCAUGAGGAAAACUUUAGAGACUAUCUUUGAUGAAGUCAUCAUGGUAGAUGUCUUGGACAGUGGUGAUUCUGCUCAUCUAACCUUAAUGAAGAGGCCUGAGUUGGGCGUCACGUUAACUAAACUCCACUGCUGGUCACUUACACAGUAUUCAAAAUGUGUAUUCAUGGAUGCAGAUACUCUGGUCCUAGCAAAUAUCGAUGAUCUUUUUGAGAGAGAAGAAUUGUCGGCGGCACCAGACCCAGGGUGGCCUGACUGCUUCAAUUCUGGAGUCUUUGUUUAUCAGCCUUCAGUUGAAACAUACAAUCAGCUGUUGCACCUUGCUUCCGAGCAAGGUAGUUUUGAUGGUGGGGACCAGGGUUUACUGAACACGUUUUUUAGCAGCUGGGCAACAGCAGAUAUCAGAAAACACCUGCCAUUUAUUUAUAACCUAAGCAGCGUUUCUAUAUACUCCUACCUCCCAGCAUUUAAAGCAUUUGGUGCAAAUGCCAAAGUUGUGCAUUUCCUAGGACGAAUCAAACCGUGGAAUUAUACUUACGAUCCUCAAACAAAAAGUGUCAGAAGUGAGUCCCAUGAUCCCACUGUGACUCAUCCAGAGUUUCUCAACCUGUGGUGGGACAUCUUCACUACCAGCGUUUUACCUCUGCUUCAGCAGUUUGGCCUUGUCAAAGACACCCGCUCAUACGUACACGUGGAAAAUGUCUCAGGAGCCGUAUCACAGCUGUCCCUUGGGGAGAUCCCAGCUACGGCACAGCCUUUUGUAUCCUCAGAAGAACGGAAGGAGCGGUGGGAACAGGGCCAGGCUGAUUACAUGGGAGCAGAUUCCUUUGACAACAUCAAGAGGAAGCUUGACACUUACCUCCAGUAGAAACACUGCCCUUUUCCGUGGACACAUCCACUUCACAGGCACUUGUUACUGAUACUUAGUAUCUAGAGCUGGGUUAAGAAAGGUCUGUUACAGUUGCUAGAGGCUUUCAUUAAAAUCCAUCAGAUGUGGGUGGAGGGUUUUGCAGGACAACUGGUGAGAACUGGGCAAAAGUUAAGUAGCAAAUCUGUUAUAUGAACGACAGUUCUGCUUUUUAACCCUCAGCUUGUAUUCCAGAAAUUCUCAAUUAUGCUGAUUGCCAACAUACGUGGUAAGGGAAACUCAAAUCUUAAGCUUUUAAGAUGGCUGUAUCAACUCUUAAAAUGUGCCAAGCCAGGCUCCAAACCAGUCUCCCUUCAGAGUGGGACACAGUACCUGUCUCUUGCUUGCUUGUUGUACCCUUCACUAGACCUGCAUUUUAGAAUCGCCCAGAGGCUGCCAGAGUGAUUGUAAUUCUGCUUUCAGGUAAAGACAACCUAUAAUAACACUGCUGAGUGAUUCAUAAGCAUAUCAACAAAUGGUGUUAACCCAUUUUAUUUCCUAGUCUUAGUGUCUGAAGAUGUUCACCAGUUUUCUAUGUACAGUAAGGCGGCAUGCUAAAAUGCUUUUGUUCAGUUCUGUAUAUCUGAAAACAGCAGUGUGAUGGUUACCUACAGUGGCACCUUGUAUGAAAAAUAAAGAUUUAUUGACAUA
Messenger RNA from Balaenoptera ricei (Rice's whale), 1903 nucleotides. RefSeq names its product glycogenin 1 (gene GYG1). Gene Ontology annotation, molecular function: glycosyltransferase activity. The record is from RefSeq and is a predicted model, not a curated record. The transcript has 7 exons. Gene Ontology annotation, cellular component: cytoplasm. Lineage: Eukaryota; Metazoa; Chordata; Mammalia; Artiodactyla; Balaenopteridae. The coding region runs from base 212 to 1213 and encodes 333 amino acids.